This is a messenger RNA of Pelmatolapia mariae (spotted tilapia), 858 nucleotides long. It is a transcript of the gene bhlha9, whose product is annotated as basic helix-loop-helix family, member a9. Gene Ontology annotation, molecular function: RNA polymerase II transcription regulatory region sequence-specific DNA binding; protein dimerization activity; DNA-binding transcription factor activity, RNA polymerase II-specific. The record is from RefSeq and is a predicted model, not a curated record. Lineage: Eukaryota; Metazoa; Chordata; Actinopteri; Cichliformes; Cichlidae. The transcript has a single exon. Gene Ontology annotation, biological process: developmental process; regulation of transcription by RNA polymerase II. The coding region runs from base 1 to 858 and encodes 285 amino acids.
AUGAGCUGCAGCAGCGUUGCGAGCUCCGAGUUCUCUGAGGAAGAGCUUGAACUUGGCGGGCUGGUCCAAUGCGAAGAUGAAGGAAGUCCCAAGGCAUCAUUCCAAGACGAGAGUUCAACCAGCAGCCCAAGCGAAGCAGAGGAAGGCCAAACCAAGAAGCGCAACCGACCGGUUCGCUCAAAAGCUCGAAGAAUGGCCGCUAAUGUCCGCGAGCGAAAACGCAUUAUGGACUACAACCAGGCGUUCAAUGCCCUCCGUGUUGCCCUGAACCAUGACCUCAGUGGCAAACGGCUGUCCAAGAUUGCCACACUACAGCGAGCCAUCAACCGCAUCUCUGCUCUCUCAGUAUUCCUGAGCUCUCAUCCACCCAGUAAGCCCUGCGCCCACCGUGAGUGCAACAGGUCAUCAGUGGGACCGGCAGCGAUGGGGGCGUCACGGCUUGAGCAGACCAGGUUAACAGUUCCUUGUCCGGAGCAUCAGAGCUACGUCCCCUGGCACGCAUCCAUCUCUCAACAGAUGCAGCCACAGCCAGCGCCUCACAUGCACAGACCUCAUGCCUACAUAGACAACACAGUGCCAUCAUGUCCCCCAUCACCACACUACCCUUGUUAUCCCACCGAGGGACAGUUUUAUGCCUUACACGGACACUGUGGCACCCCCUGUGAUCUUCCACGCAGCCCUCUGAGAUACCCUCAGGUGGAUGAGGGGUUGGGAUACCAGCCGGGGAUGUGGGCCUCCUGCACUCAGGGAUACAUGGACACCUUUGCAGAGCCAUCUGCUACUCUGGGACUUCCAUGGCAGGUGAGCUACCUGCAGGAGCCGGAGAGCAGCUUCCCCCUGUGCUCUGAUAUACUGUAA